GCACAGACCGUGGGGAAGGAGCACAUUCAUGCCUGUGGAGAGAAAUGCUCAGCAGCAGGAGAUCCAGGAUCAGUGUCUGUGUGACCUCCUCUUUUUCGGGCGACAUGUUGUAAAGACCCUGGAGUGUCAGCUCUGCCACCCUCAAGGGAUUUGGUAUCCUGAAAGCCCUUCCUCCUGUAGCCAGGAUGCUGCAUCGCACCAUUCAUCUUUUCCGAAAGGAGCUCCGGCUCCAUGACAACCCAGUGCUGCUAGCUGCCCUGGAGUCCUCAGAGGCCCUGUACCCUGUGUACAUCUUGGACAGAGCAUUCCUUACCUCCUCCAUGCACAUUGGGGCCCUGCGGUGGCACUUCCUGCUCCAGUCCCUUGAGGAUCUCCACAAAAACUUGGGCCAGCUAGGCUCCUGCUUGCUGGUUAUUCAAGGGGAAUAUGAAGCUGUUCUUAGGGAUCACAUCCAGAAAUGGAAUAUCACACAGGUGACACUGGAUGCAGAGAUGGAGCCAUUUUACAAGGAGAUGGAGGCCAACAUCCAGCGUCUGGGGGCAGAGAUGGGCUUUGAGGUGCUCUCCCUGGUGAGCCACAGCCUGUAUGAUACCCAGAGGAUUUUGGACCUAAAUGGUGGGAGUCCCCCAUUAACUUACAAGAGGUUUCUUCAUAUUCUGUCUCUGCUUGGUGACCCUGAGGUGCCUGUCCGAAACCUUACAGCUGAAGACUUCCAGAAAGAGGGAUUGAGCUCGUGUCUCCCAGGACUUGAGAAGAAGCUCAGAGUCAAGGAUGUCUUGUGUUUAGCUCUGUGUGAGGAGAAGAGAUGUAGGGCCCCUGACCUGGGCCUGGCUGAGUGUUACAGGGUGCCUCUCCCUGUGGAUUUGAAGAUUUCUCCACAGAAUGUUUCCCCUUGGAGAGGAGGGGAGACUGAAGGGUUGCAGCGCCUGGAGCAACACUUGACUGACCAGGGCUGGGUGGCAAGUUUUACUAAACCAAGGACUAUCCCAAAUUCGCUGCUUCCAAGCACCACAGGCCUGAGCCCUUAUUUCAGUAUGGGCUGUCUGUCAGUUCGGACUUUUUUUUAUAGGUUGUCAAACAUUUAUGCUCAGGCAAAGAACCACUCUCUGCCCCCAGUGUCGCUCCAAGGGCAGCUGUUGUGGAGGGAAUUCUUCUAUACAGUAGCAUCAGCAACUCCCAACUUCACCCAGAUGGCUGGGAACCCCAUCUGCCUCCAGAUCUGCUGGUACAAGGAUACAGAGGGGCUCCACAAAUGGAAAAUGGCACAGACGGGGUUCCCAUGGAUUGAUGCCAUUAUGACCCAGCUGCGCCAGGAAGGCUGGAUCCAUCACCUGGCUCGGCAUGCUGUUGCCUGCUUCCUGACACGGGGGGACCUUUGGAUCAGCUGGGAAGAGGGAAUGAAGGUGUUUGAAGAGCUGCUUUUAGAUGCUGACUACAGCAUCAAUGCUGGAAACUGGAUGUGGCUGUCAGCCAGUGCUUUCUUCCACCAGUACACACGGAUCUUCUGCCCCGUCCGCUUUGGGAAGCGCACAGACCCCCAGGGCAACUACAUCAGGAAAUACUUGCCUAUACUAAAGAACUUUCCCUCCAAGUACAUCUAUGAGCCCUGGACAGCAUCUGAAGAAGAGCAGAAGCAAGCAGGAUGUAUCAUAGGUCAGGAUUACCCCUUCCCCAUGGUGAACCACAAGGAAGCCAGUGACCACAACCUGCAGCUGAUGAAACAGGUCAGAGAGGAGCAGCACAGAACAGCCCAGCUCACGAGAGAUGAUGCAGAUGACCCCAUGGAAAUAAAGGUAAAAUGUGACCAUUCCGAAGAAAACAUUUCAAAAGGAAAAGUGGCCUGAACGACAGAAUAAACCAAAAUUCCCUCAAGGGUCGCUGCUGGGUACCAAAAAAAGGCAAGAGGGGAGAGCCAGGGGCUAACUGAGCUGGCCAAAGCACUGCCCUCCAUACUUUGCCCUGCUGAUGGUGCCUCUUGCUUGUGACCUGACCUCAGGAGAAGUGUUGUAUCUUGAGUAGUUUUA
Molecule: messenger RNA, 2024 nt
Organism: Cinclus cinclus
Lineage: Eukaryota; Metazoa; Chordata; Aves; Passeriformes; Cinclidae
Product: cryptochrome-1-like
Exons: 13
Coding region: 186-1844 (552 amino acids)
Biological process (GO): entrainment of circadian clock by photoperiod; circadian regulation of gene expression
Cellular component (GO): cytoplasm; nucleus
Molecular function (GO): DNA binding; FAD binding
Source: RefSeq, a predicted model, not a curated record